GGUCAUGUCCUUGAACUAGCGGAGCAGUCUGAGAAUAAGACCUUGGCGGUAUUUUCCCAAGUAUACCGACGCAUGGUGCCUCAGUACAGCGAAUUGAUAUGUCAGCUCUAUUCGGGGAUCAUGAACCACUUGAGGAAUGCGAAUAGUAAUGGUAUGAACACCGGCAGCAGCAGCAGCAGCAGUGGCAGCAGCAGCAGCAGCGGCAACAACCUGAGCAAUCUAGAAGAUGCCAUACAGAAAUUCUUUGUGAAUCUCUUUCCGGUCGCCUAUCAUCAGGCGGUGCACUUGAGCAAGGAUAAUUAUGGCGAAUUACAUGAGGAUUAUAUCAAUUGCUUGAAGCACACAUUCGACGAUCUGCAACCAUUCGGCAGCAUACCCAAGGAGAUCAAACGCAAUUUGCUUCAAAGCGUACAAACGGCGAGCAUCUUCUUGAAUUCACUGCAACAGAGCGCUGAAGUGCUUAGUGAGACUGAUGAAUUGUAUGCCAUGUAUCUGACCGACAACUGUCAGAAGCAUUUGCUCAAGAUGAGCUACUGUCCGAGCUGUAAUGGAUAUCAGAAGACACAAGUGAAAGCGUGCUACAGCUACUGCAUGAAUGUGCUGCGUGGCUGCUCGGCUCAAUACGCUGGCGUAUUGGAUAGCCCUUGGUCGAAUGUGGUGGAUGCUAUACAAAAUUUAGUGACGACGCACAUACGAUCGGACAGUGGCAUUGUAACAACAAUCAAGCAGCUGGAUAUAAAGUUGUCCGAAACCAUUAUGCGGGCUAUGGAAAAUGGACCUAACCUAGAAAUGAAGGUCAAGAAAACAUGUGGCACGCCAAAACUUUUGCCCUCACUAACAGCAGAAAAUGAUCUACGCCCUCUGCAGCCGCACAACAUUAAAUGGGCAACCCCACCGGAUGCGGAAAUUCUGCACUUCCAAUCAACCAUAGACAAAUCCAAGGAAUUCUACUCGAACAUCGUCAACAAUGUGUGCGAAGACGAUGACAUCCAACGAAAUGAUCACAACUGUUGGACAGGCGAUCGUGUUGGCGACUACACCCAACUAGUUAUGACCCAAGGUGUAGACACACAACGGUACAAUCCCGAGGUGCCGCUGGUGCCAAGCUCGCAAUCGACGAAAUUGAAUGAACUGAUGGACAAGUUGAUCAAGGUGCGCAAGAACAUCGGAACGGCGGUAAGUCGAGCGAGCGCCAAAAAUACGAAAAAUAAUACAUAUGUACGUAUUCAUAAUCGUCGUUAUUUUCCCACUUAG
Molecule: messenger RNA, 1254 nt
Organism: Rhagoletis pomonella (apple maggot)
Lineage: Eukaryota; Metazoa; Arthropoda; Insecta; Diptera; Tephritidae
Product: division abnormally delayed protein-like
Exons: 6
Coding region: 73-1254 (393 amino acids)
Biological process (GO): positive regulation of canonical Wnt signaling pathway; cell migration; regulation of protein localization to membrane
Cellular component (GO): extracellular region; cell surface; plasma membrane
Source: RefSeq, a predicted model, not a curated record